AUGACCCCCACUGUCUCGCCAGUCCAGGCGGCGGCGGCCAUUGCGACUGUCGGCUUUCUCGCCUAUGCCACCACGCGGAUGCUGCAGGCAUUGUACUCUGCACCGCCGAAUAUUCCAGAGCCGGCGAUUCCGCCCAACUCCGAGGACGGUCUGGUCUGGAGCGUGAUCAAGCGUGUCCUCUACCGCCACUUCUACGUCGUCCGCAAGGGCGACCCGUUGAAGACACUGCAGCGGUGGUGCGUGGAGUUCGAUUACAAACCGUUCGUCAUGAAGAUCUUCUUUCGCCCACAUGUGGUGCUCUCCAGCCCGGUCGACAUUGAGCACGUGUUGUUGCGCGCCGACACGAAGUUCUACAAGGACACCGGCUACGACAUCGUGCGCAUCGUCGUCGGCCGCGUUGGCCUCCUCGCCGUCGGCAACAAGGCACAACACGCCGUACACCGCCGCAUCCUGAUGCCCAUUUUCAGGUCGCAGAACAUUCGCGGGGUUGCGAAUGAGAUCAUUCGCAUGCACGCCCUGCGCAUGAUGGGCGGGCUCUUCCAUCUCAUCCAGUGCGGCGGUGAGCAGGACGCCGUGGUGAACCUGAGCGACCACGUCUUCCGCAUGGCGCUCUCCGCCAUAGGCGAGGCGGCCUUCCGCGCCUCCCGCAGCGAGUCGCUGCGCGUGCGCGGACACUUCGAUGUGAUGAUGAAGAUGUCCCGCGUGAACUACUUCUGCCCGUAUCUCAAGUCAUCCGCCCAGCGGAAUGCACGCAACACCCUGAAGGAGAUGAGCGUGGAGUUGCUGGAUAAGAACAUGCAGAUUAAUCAGAUUGGUACGCGGCGGUGUGUGAUGGACGCGCUGAUCGAUGAACUGUACGUGCAUUUCAGCAUGGACGACGUGUUGGAUCACGUCGUCACGUUUUUGUUUGCCGGCCACGACACGGUGAGUCACACGCUGGAGUUUCUGUUUGCGCUCCUGGGUACGAACACGGAGGUGCAGGAGCGUCUCUACGAGGCCCUUGAAGACUUGAUGCCCUCCAUCUGCACCUGCCCCACCGUGCAGGAGCUUAUGGAGUGCGACUAUCUUGUCGCCAUCGUGAAGGAGGUUCUGCGAAUGUACCCGGCGGCACCUAUCAUCUACCGCGACGCAGCCGAGGAUGUGUACCUACCCGGAUCUGCGGUUGUGAUCCCGAAGGGCAUGACGGUUGUCAUCACGCUUUCCGCUCUGCAGCGCAACACACACGUAUACGGCGAUGACGUUGACGUGUUCCGCCCCGAGCGGUGGCUUGGCGAAGAAGGCGAGGCGCUGCGCAAACGCUGCGGCCGUUGCGGCUACAUCCCCUUCAGCUGCGGCAAGCGCAGCUGCAUUGGCCAGGAGCUCGGCUACCUGGAGUUGCUCGUCGUGACGGCGCUGAUGGGUCGCCACUUGAAGAUGGAGCUGGUCGGCAAGUUUCCAGAGGCGCGGUACAACAUUACCAUAGCCGUGAGCCACUCAGUCUCCAUGCGCAUCACCGCCCGCGAUGGCAUUCCCGUUAGCGAGGUUUACGAGCGCAUCGCCAACGUACUUGACCUCAACGACGAGGACGCCGGGUCUGCCCGUAACGUGACCCGGGGAGUGUAA
Messenger RNA from Leishmania major strain Friedlin, 1602 nucleotides. Its product is annotated as cytochrome p450-like protein. Gene Ontology annotation, molecular function: iron ion binding; heme binding; oxidoreductase activity, acting on paired donors, with incorporation or reduction of molecular oxygen. Lineage: Eukaryota; Euglenozoa; Kinetoplastea; Trypanosomatida; Trypanosomatidae. The coding region runs from base 1 to 1602 and encodes 533 amino acids. The transcript has a single exon. The record is from RefSeq and is a predicted model, not a curated record.